Molecule: messenger RNA, 1368 nt
Organism: Seminavis robusta
Lineage: Eukaryota; Bacillariophyta; Bacillariophyceae; Naviculales; Naviculaceae
Source: the annotation of a GenBank genome assembly
AUGACGAUCAGCAACAACCAUGUCAACAGCGUGCUCUCUAUAGGCUUUGCGUAUGAAGGCAAUGGAAUCUCCCCGUAUGUCUCUUUUUUGGGACUGUCCAACAGCAUUCUUCGAUGCGUUGGCCAUCCAGCGACGGGGCUAGCUCCGUCAUCACCGACGAACAGUCGAGCUAGCCAUAGCCAAAAUGUGUCUGUGUCAAAGACAACGAUUGUAACUCAAAAGAUCACCCAAUGCAUUGUGGAACAUCCUUUGUUCCAGUGGAUUUCAAACUUUGCACAACACAUUUGUGAUCACCCUCAGGAAUCGGUUGCGAUUGCUGGUGUCACCAUCUUGGCCGUCUGUUGUGGAACUGGUAUCGCGUCCUGGAUCGGACAACCAAGCAAAACCGUGCAACGAAUUGGUUUGACAGUCGACACUGGAUGUACCAAACAAUUGCGAGACGCGAAGCGAGCGUUGUCACGACACUCGCAUUGCUUGCAAGAAGUUUCCAUCGAGGUUGAUGCAAGUGCCCGUCCAACACUCCCGACAGACAUUGUGCUGCAACUCUCACAACUGCCAAAGCUGGUAAUCCUCCAUCUCCAAGGUCCAGAAAAGAAGGCCGUGUUUAUCGAUGCGGCUUGUUUGGCCAUGGUUUUGGACGGUGCCUCCGGAUUGCAAUCGCUCCAUUUGUUACAUUGCCUUACUCAGCUUCACAACGACAACGAAGGUGUUCUGGUGGGUGCUUUCCGUCGCCAUGUUGUCUUGCAAAAGCUGAUUCUGGAUGACUUUCAAGUGAUUGGAAAGCCAGUACUCAUAGGAGUAGGCAAUAGAGUUGAACAUUCCUGGUUCACAGCCAUCUUUCGACACCAAGAAGAUCAACCGGCCAACAACACUUUGCAAGAACUCCAGGUUCGCUCGGGUUGGUCUCGGGGCAGUACAUGUGAUUUGAUUGUCAUGCUGGGCGAGAGUUCCAGUCUGAAGAGGUUGACACUCCGUCUGUGGUCAAACACCCCGUCGGCCCGCUCAAUGAACAAGCUGCCAGAAGACAAUGCUUGGUAUGUCGUUCCACUAGUGUCUGCCUUGGGCACGCUCGAGGAGCUUGUCAUUGAAUCUGCGCCGUUGGAUUUGGCUACAGUCCAGGCAUUGUCCGAUGCCAUGGAACGCAACCAUCAUCUGAAGCGGUUCGACUUUGCUUCUAACUACCUUUCGGACCGCCGGCUCUCGCAGCUGGGACGGAACAUAGAGACUUGCCUCGAUCUCAACCGCCAAGGCCGUGCUCAAUUGGUAACACGAGCUGAUUGGAUUCACCGGGUGCUUGCCAACCAUGGCGACCACAUCGACGUUGCAUUCUUCGUCUUGCAGAGGAACGUGCAUCUGUUCUUUCCGUGA